GUCGCUAUUGAAGGCUGCUGCCAUGGCGAGCUCGACAAUAUUUACGCGACUAUUGAUCAAGCAGUCAAAGAAACAGGUUCAGAACCACCUGAUGUCUUAAUCUGUUGUGGAGAUUUUCAAGCUUUUCGAAAUCGUUCAGACUUAAACACCUUUGCGGCUCCUGUUAAAUAUCGACAAAUGGGAGACUUUUGGAAAUAUUAUAAAGGUGAAAAGGUUGCACCUAUCUUAACUGUGUUUGUAGGCGGUAAUCACGAAGCUUCAGGUUACCUCUGGGAACUCUUUCAUGGUGGAUGGGCUGCUCCUAAUAUUUAUUUCUUGGGCGUGGCUGGAUCGGUGAUUCUAAAGAAAACACUUCCAGAUGGAAAGGUUCAUAAGAUUCGAAUCAGCGGUGCAAGUGGCAUCUACAAGCGACAUGAUUACCGGACAGGCUAUCAUGAGCGCCUUCCGUACGACAAUAGUACUAUGAGGUCGAUCUACCACAUCCGACAUUAUGCUUCAUUUCGUCUUUCAAGACUGCCUAUCAGCCCAUGUGACAUUUUCGUGUCACAUGAUUGGCCAGUCGGGAUUGAGCAAUAUGGAAACACCGCUCAGCUGAUUCGAGCGAAGCCUUUCUUUCGUGAUGAGAUUGCUUCCAAUACCCUUGGAUCUCCGCCGUUAAUGGAGAUUCUUCAAACAAUUAAGCCCAGCUAUUGGUUUUCAGCUCAUCUACAUGUCAAGUUUGCGGCUCUAGUGCGACAUGGCCAGCAACCGGCUUCGCUAUCUCAAGCCCCCAAUAGCGGUAGGCAGCAUCACACCAAUCCGGACGAGCUAGAGAUUGAUGUAGAUGAUAGUGAUACCGAGGUAGUAGAUGGCGCUCUUGAAACAAAAACUCAGAUCCCUAUGACCCGUUUUCUUGCAUUGGACAAGUGCAUGCCACGAAAAGACUUCCUACAGAUUCUAGACAUUCCGUUAGACGAAACAAAUCUAGACAACUCGGCAGAAGUGACGAUGGCAAAUACAUCUGAAAUCCCAUCUGUGACAUUACACUUUGACCCACAUUGGCUAGCCAUUACUCGAGCAUUUCAUCCACAUCUUCCAUUAUCCAAAUACGUAGAUCAACCAUUAACGAUGGAUCCAUUGACAGCACAACAAAUGAUCGAUAAAGAAAUACAAUGGAUUGAUGAACACCUUAAAGGUUCUUCACUAGAAAUAAACGAUGUACAGCAGUUUACUCAGACUGCACCAGCCCUUGGAGAUCCAGGUGGGGAUGAUCCUGGACAACCCUUUUGGUAUACCAAUCCUCAAACUGUUGCAUUUGCCGAAUUCUUACAAAUUGAGAAUAAGAUCAACCCACAACCAGUAGUAAUGAAUGAAGAUAAAUGA
Melampsora larici-populina 98AG31 is the source of this 1362-nucleotide messenger RNA. RefSeq lists its product as uncharacterized. Lineage: Eukaryota; Fungi; Basidiomycota; Pucciniomycetes; Pucciniales; Melampsoraceae. The annotation marks the transcript as partial. The transcript is spliced from 9 exons. The record is from RefSeq and is a predicted model, not a curated record. Gene Ontology annotation, molecular function: RNA lariat debranching enzyme activity. Gene Ontology annotation, biological process: mRNA splicing, via spliceosome. Gene Ontology annotation, cellular component: nucleus.